Messenger RNA from Nomia melanderi (Alkali bee), 481 nucleotides. RefSeq lists its product as uncharacterized. Lineage: Eukaryota; Metazoa; Arthropoda; Insecta; Hymenoptera; Halictidae. Gene Ontology annotation, cellular component: Set1C/COMPASS complex. The record is from RefSeq and is a predicted model, not a curated record.
GCGUUAUCCUCCGACGAAAAUUUAUAAGAAACUCCUAAGGCGACAGAAGUUUAUCGAAUUCGAUAAAGUUGAACGAUUGCUGAAAGCGAUGGGUUUCUCGGCGAAGGACAUUGAUGAGCUUGGAGAAUUGUGGGUCCUUGAAGCUAAGAACCGAGAAGAAAUCGACUCCUCUGUGUCUCCGCCUUCGUCUUCCGAUGAAUAUUUGUCACCGGAUGGAAUUUAUUUGAAAAACCACUUGAGCGAACCUUUGUCGCGCGCUGUUCGAGAGAUCGUUGCUAAGAAACCCUCCGAUCCGAUUGAGUAUCUCGGGCACUGGCUGUUAAAUUAUAAGGUAUGCGAGGAACGAGGAAAAAGGCGGAAGGAACUUGAACUGGAAUUAGCGAUCGAACGAAGGAGACUCGAAUCAAAAGAGAAAGAAGUGAAGGAGAAAUUUGCAGCUGUGCGAAAUCGACUGGUAGUACAAAAACGAAUAGCAAUGUAG